Messenger RNA from Clonostachys rhizophaga, 1656 nucleotides. Lineage: Eukaryota; Fungi; Ascomycota; Sordariomycetes; Hypocreales; Bionectriaceae. The record is from the annotation of a GenBank genome assembly.
AUGGCCGUCUCUCGUAAUGGCAGGGCUACUGCAUCGCACGUCAACAUGAUGACGGAUACAAUAAUAGCCAACCUUCCACCCGAUGGCCUACGUAUUGUACUUCGAAGCAUUCUCGCCUGCCACCCCGAAGCCACCGGCACCUUGGAACGAGAAACCAAAAGCUUUGCCCAGCAAAGCGCGGCCGCACAAUUGAAGCUAGAUCAACCACUGACCGAUCUCAACAGUCUUCGGGCCGUCCAGGGACUUGUUCGCUGCAUGCUAGGGUCGGGGCUUUGCUUCCAAAGUCUUCCUCUACUGAGCAAGAUUAUUUCUCACGCAACAGAAGGACAGCGGCAGCCACUGGAUGUCGAUGGAGAUGAGAUUCUAGACUUUUACGCAUUAGUUGACCAUGAUAUCGUCCAGGCAAUGACGGCUGUACAGAAAAGCUUGUGUGUUGCAACAGGCACUCGGGCCUUGGCCGAUGAUGAAAGAAUCUUCCUACAACGCUUUGAACGAGGCCUAGCAGAAUGCGCCAUUGCUGCGAAGAGAAGGGGAACAAGCCAUCCUUUUCUCCGAGGCGCGCGUGCAACAGCAGGGCUGCUAGGUGGUCCUGAAUUACCAGGCGAGGAAACUCAGGAGAUACCCCUAAACAGCAUGGGCCCAGUUCAAGCACCCCCUAGAGCCAAAGAGACUUUUCUUCUAGGCCGUCGGACGAUUCCGAGAAUCUUUUCAGGCCUCUGGCAAAUGUCAAGUCCUGCCUGGGGAACUGCUCCGACAUCAAAGAUUGUGGACCAGAUAUCCAGGCACGUGCAGAGUGGUUUUACUGCCUUUGAUAUGGCUGACCAUUAUGGUGACGCUGAAGUCAUAUUCGGUCAUUUCUGGUCCGCCUGGCCCCAUAAAGAUGCUAUUUUCACGGCCACCAAGUAUUGCGUCUUCCACGCCAUGACAUCUGUGACUCGCGAGGACAUUGAAGCUGCGGUUGCGGAAAGGUGCAAGAGACUACAACAGGACUCGGUAGACCUUCUCCAGUUCCACUGGCAAUAUUACCAAAACCCACAAUAUCUCGAUGCCUUGCGUUUCCUGGCAGAGGACGGCCGCGUCAGGAUGAUUGGUCUUUGCAACUUCGAUACAAAGCAUCUCCAGGCUGUUGUAAAUCACGGUAUUGGGGUGGUAGCUAACCAGGUUCAGUUCUCACUUAUUGAUUCUCGACCAACGGUGAAAAUGGGAACGGUGUGCUUGAAGCAUAAUAUAAAACUACUGACCUAUGGCACACUAUGUGGAGGCUUUCUCGCAGAAAAGUGGUUAGACAAGCCAGAACCCGACCUUUACGACCCUCUCGUUACUCCUAGUCAACGAAAGUAUUACGGCGCGAUCCAAACCUGGGGCGGCUGGGACCUCUUUCAGAACCUGUUGAGAACUCUUAAGAGUAUCGCAGUUAAGCACAAUGUCGAGAUUUCGAAUGUGGCAACACGAUGGGUCUUGGACUUUCCAUAUGUUGGGGCUGUUAUUGUCGGUGCGCGCAUGGGCAUCAGCGAGCAUACUGAUUCUAAUCUGGCAAGCUUCGGGUGGUCUCUUGAUCAAGAAGACCAAGAUAAGAUCGAGAAAUUAUUAUCACAGAGCAAGAGGAUGGAGAUGUUUGAGGUAAUGGGAGAUUGCGGAGGAGAGUAUCGCAACUAA